AUGACACUAUCUGUUAAAAAAAAAAACUACUAUACAGAUUUAGGUCUAUUAGCAAAUAGAAAACUAGCAGAAACUCUUCUUUGUGCUCCUCAGGACAUGGCAGAAUACCAGAUGUCACUUUUCCAUGCAAUAGAGAGUCGUUUAAAAGCUAAAUGCGAUAAGUUAGCUGAUGUCUGCAUAUUAGAUGAGUUUGACGUCUCCUCAACUGGUAAUCCAAAUACAAGUGCUCGACUUCCAGAAAGAGUAAAGUUAAUUAUUGAGGAUAUUGAGAGGGAAGAAACAGCUCUGCAAGAGGAUCUAUAUUCUGUGAAUAGAAAAUUCGUGGAGUAUUACAAUGUAUGUGUCAAGCAAGUUGAGAACUUCUUCCGUAUUAUUAUUAUGUGGUGGGCUGUGGUGGCAUCGAUUUGGGUGGCAUACAAGAAUUCAACAAUGCUAUGGUGGUGUGAUUUGUGUUGUUUUGGUGGCGACAAUUCAGGUGGCGUUGAUUUGGGCUACUGUGGCCGAUGUCGAUUUCAGGUGGGUGUGACAAUGGAUUCCGGCAAAGAUGAAGAGAUGAGGAGAACCAUUAGGGCUUAA
Messenger RNA from Ilex paraguariensis (yerba mate), 576 nucleotides. The record is from the annotation of a GenBank genome assembly. NCBI's taxonomy places the organism in Eukaryota, Viridiplantae, Streptophyta, Magnoliopsida, Aquifoliales, Aquifoliaceae.